Messenger RNA from Folsomia candida, 2558 nucleotides. Its product is annotated as endothelial lipase-like. The transcript is spliced from 8 exons. Lineage: Eukaryota; Metazoa; Arthropoda; Collembola; Entomobryomorpha; Isotomidae. Gene Ontology annotation, molecular function: lipase activity. Bases 171 to 1460 code for a protein of 429 amino acids. The record is from RefSeq and is a predicted model, not a curated record.
CGGAAAUGCAUUUCCUCCGGCUUUGCUCAUGAUUUAUGUAAUGCAAAACAACGGGAUCUUCACCCACAUUUUAAACUAAACUUUGUUCCUAGUAGCUUGCUUACACACAUUCGCACGUUAGAAUUCAAAGUUGCCAUCAGCUUGUAUUGCGUGAUUCUUGCCAAUUAAUUAUGAGGCGGUCGAUUAGGCUGACUUGGUUGACAUUGGGUUUGUGGGGGGUUGUGGUUGGAGGGCCUUCGUGGUGUUGGGCGACGUUGCCCAUACCACUCUCUCUUCUGCCUGGAUUUCCACUCCUCCCUCCUCCCAUGAGGCGAGCCUGGCGUGGAAAUCAGGAUGAGCUGAGCUCCUCCUCCUCCUCCAAAAUCUCCCUCCAUAACUAUUUGAGCGAGACGAUGGCGAGAAUUGAGGAUCUCGAGCUUGGAGCCAUGCUUCCUUCUCUUCCCUUCUCAGACAAGGAUGUCAACAACGUUCGCUUCUACCUCUACACGAGUCCCAGCCCAGUGGUCGUGGGCAGCAGUCCGGGUGGGGGUGCUGAGAGCAAUGCCGGAGGAGGUGGUGGGGUGGAUAAGAGCAGUGGGGAUGAAUCUGGGGAGGAGGGGAGAGGAAGCGAGGAGGGAUUACCUGAAGAACUCUUUGUGAAUGACAUCGCCAGUGUCAACGCGUCAUCCUUCCACACUGGCAACCCAGUUAAAGUUCUGAUUCAUGGCUGGAGCAUGAGCAUCGCCUCCAAAGACUUUCCCGGACCGCUCAAAGAUGCGUAUCUAGACUGGUAUGGAAGUCGUCCCGCUAACAUUGUGGUUGUGGACUGGUCCGCGUUAUCUCGUGAAUUUCUGUAUUUCAACUCUGUCCUGUACGCCGAGAAGGUGGGUCGGAGGGUGGGCGAGUUUCUGAUGUUUCUCCGUCUGGCUGGCUUCAUCCCAUCCUUCGCCGAUGUCCACUUGGUCGGAUUCAGUCUGGGAGCACACGUGGCAGCAAUUUCGGGUCACUUUAUCGUCACCUCCACUAACUCGGAGGAACUUGUGGGUCGUAUCAGCGGGCUUGACCCUGCUGGACCAGGCUUCCCAUCCGAAAUGCCGCUCAGUCAUCGUCUCGACUCUAGCGAUGCGGCCUUCGUUGACGUGAUUCAUACAAAUAUGGGUCAGCUCAUCAAAGGCGAGUUUGGGUCCCCUUUAAGCAGCGGAAGCGCAGAUUUUUAUCCGAAUGGCGGCCACAAGCAGCCAGGCUGCGAGUUGAGCCUGUUGCGAGAAUGGGGUGUGCCGCGGAGGAGCGGGUGUCACCACAUGAAAGCCAUCGACUACUUCAUCUCCUCGCUGAAAGCUCCGCAGGCGGGGUGCAAGUGUCGAGACUGGGUCACUUUUUCCAGUGGAGGCUGCAACUGUGCUCUCAAAGAGAAUCGAGCCUGGAUGGGGGAGCAUUGUGAAAUCAGGGCUCGUGGAAAAUACUAUCUUCAUGCACAUUGAACUGACUCCAGCCUAUGAUAUCAUUGACGACUAAUAUUAACUAUUAUAAAUAAAAACUAUUGAAUCAUGAGAAAGCAACGCGAUUAAAGUUUAUCGUUGAUAAAACAAGGAAGAAACUUUUAUUUAGCGACCUAAACCAAAAACGAGACAAGUUGGAGCAAAUCUUAAAUUUCAUAGGCCAACUUACGUCAAAACAAACAUUGAGAUAAAAUAAUAUAUAUUGUCCAGACCUAUCGCCAUCACGCUUUGGCUUCAGUUGCUAAAAGAGAUUACCUAUAUGAAACAAUACAAGUUGCAGUGAGGCAAUGUGAGAUUAUCAAAAUAGUUCUCAAAACGUGAGUUACAAGCAGAUGAUAAUAAUAACAACGUAUAAACGCUAUUGCUGAAAUAAUUACCUAUGUGAAAAUUCUUUGGUCAUCAAAGCAUACGUAUUGUUUGAGCACAUGCGAACAUCAGUCCAGUUGAGUGAGACAGGGAAGUUGAGACUCUCUCAUCCUCAGUCAGUCACAUCGCAUUUCUUGUGAUCAGAGAGCAAAUCUCACCUUGAAACCUGUAACUGGAAUACACUCGCAAGCGUAGUUUUACAUACACCAGGAAAUUAGCAAUGCAACAUGUACACAUAUGUACAGCCUACACUUACUAGUACGCACAGUUCAUUCUAAUUUCUAAUGCACGUUCCCCAUAAUUUGGCAAUGUCAUGAAAUACGUAUGGCUCAUAUAUGGGUCCCUCAGACUGUAGCCUCACCCUCCUCCCACACACCACACCCAUCUACAAGACACCUCCCUUCAUAUGUAUCAACUCUCCAAGUAUAAAAAUAGGCUCUAGAGUUGCAUGUCAUUCUCAAUUCGAAACGGUUUUUGUGCCUUUAUUCUUGCUCAGAAUUGGCCAAACUGGUUAAGUGAUUAAAACUAUCCAGCAAUUCCGCAUACGAUCCACCAGGUAAUUAAUCUCAUAUCAGAUCUUACACAUUACGCUAAUUCCUGACUUUUCAACUCUAAAAAACAGACUGCCUUCAACAAUUGGUAACAAAGAAACACGAGUUUUUUGCACCCCGACUCUAACUGAUGAUGAUGAGCAAGAAGCAGAAUAAGUGUAGG